Molecule: messenger RNA, 1002 nt
Organism: Melampsora larici-populina 98AG31
Lineage: Eukaryota; Fungi; Basidiomycota; Pucciniomycetes; Pucciniales; Melampsoraceae
Exons: 1
Coding region: 1-1002 (333 amino acids)
Source: RefSeq, a predicted model, not a curated record
AUGAGAGCACAAGAUGGACCUUAUGUAGGAACAUCAACUAAUUCUAAUAAAAGAACCAAUCCACGAGAAAGUUCGAAUCCAAGUAGCAGAGCCGAAGACGGCAAUGUGAAACAAAAAUCAGUAGAUAGAUCAUUAUUAACCAAACAUUCCCAAACGAAUAAUAUUCGAAUCAAAGCAUUUCAUCCGUUUAGUAGAAGACCAUCACAAGACGUUCGAACGACGAGUAAUGAAGGAGAAGGGGAUGAAAGCUCACAAGAAGAUGAAGAAGAAGAAUUGAUGUUAGAAGAGAAUGAUGGAGAUGAUGAUACGAUUGCGAGAGCGGCUUAUAAGAAAAGAAGUUCGAAAACUUCGGGUCGGAAUGUUAGUAGGAUCUUUGAAGGAUUACCAGACGAACCAUCAACACCUAGAGCCAGCUUAUCGAUGCUUCAUCAAAGUAGUAGUAGUAGUAGUAGUAGUAGUAGUAGUAGUGCUGGUACGCUUAAGGAUCCUAGGAGUACAUUUGAUCAUCAUUCACUUGAUUUACAAAACUUGAGUUUGUUUACGGGUUUGGAAACGAAUGGAAAGUUUGGAGAAGAAUCAACUGAACUAAGUUCAUUAGGAUCGAAACCGAAAUCGAAGCCAAGCUUACAUCAAUCAAAAAGACCUGGUUCAUUACUUAAAACUCCUUCUUCAUUUAAAAAGAUCAUCAAUCGGAAUCGAAGAAAGAAAUCUGUUCGACCGAACCUUGAAAGGAUCUCUUCGAUUGGUUUAACUGAUACUACUAAUGAUACUUCGAAUCUUAAUCCGGUUGUCGAACUUGAUUUUAAUUCGUUACCUAUGAGAGCUCAGUUGGUUUGUUUAAACGAGUUGAUCAAAUUCAAUUCGAGUUCAGUUGAUGAUCAUGAUCAAGAAGGUGAAGAAACUGUGUUGAUCUUUACUAGUUUACCUCCACCUGAUUUAGGUUCUUCUAAGUCUUAUGAAAGUAAGUGUGUUGCGAAAAUGAAUAAAAAAACGAACCCAUGA